AUGUCUCUGGAAAGCCGUGUGAAGAUACGUCGCAGCAACCGCAACCUCCUUCGCAAUCUUCAACCGAACAUUCCAAGGCAACGACGUACCGUCCUCGCAACCACCACGCUCGUUCAAAACCCCGUUCUCUGGGUAUUCGAAUACCAUAACCGGAAGGGGAAACUCGAGGGAACAUCCCAGAAGCUUGAGAAAGCUACUUUGAUUGCUUACCCGAGCUGA
This is a messenger RNA of Thlaspi arvense, 219 nucleotides long. NCBI's taxonomy places the organism in Eukaryota, Viridiplantae, Streptophyta, Magnoliopsida, Brassicales, Brassicaceae. The record is from the annotation of a GenBank genome assembly.